AUGUCAUCGAACUAUAUGAUAUUUCGAUAUGUUUUUUCUAUAAUAAACAUCUGUUUUUUUGCAUUGGGAUUAGCAAUAGUUAUAUUUAGUUGGAUGUUACAUUUAAAAUCAUCUGAUUAUGGUCCUCUAAUGGGAAAUGAGUGGUUUACUGCGCCUGUUGUAUUAAUUAUAUCAGCAAAAUGUUCUAUGGUACUUGGUCUUAUCGGAUGUAUUGGUGCUUGGUUUGAAAAAAAGCCGUUACUUUUUCUUUAUAUUAUAGCAAUGAUUAUAGUCUUUGCUGGGUUAUUAAUUGGUGUUGUAUUGGUUAUCGCUUUGAAUGAACAAAUGGUAAUAUCUGCUAGAAAGGAUUUAUUAGAUAGUAUACGACAAAAGCCACAAGAAGAAAAUAAUUUUCGUAAAAAAAUGGAUGCAAUUCAACGCAGACUUGAUUGUUGUGGUCUUGAUGAAUACCGUGAUUGGUUUAAUCCUGAUAUUCAGUCUGGAGAGGCUUAUGUUCCUGAUUCAUGUUGUAUUGAAGAAAAAUUUAAUUGUGGAAAACAAAUUAGCGUUAAUGAAACUUAUGGAAUAAUUAACACAGAUGGUUGUUUUAAUAUGAUUCAAGUCGAAAUUAAUCGAAAUUUAAUGAUUGUUGGUAUUCUCUCUUUUGUUCUUGUUUUUGUUGAAGGUUUUUGUAUUAUUGCUGCUCUUGGUCUACUCUGUUAUCUUCGUCAACGUGAUAGUUACAUAUGA
Molecule: messenger RNA, 729 nt
Organism: Rotaria socialis
Lineage: Eukaryota; Metazoa; Rotifera; Eurotatoria; Philodinida; Philodinidae
Source: the annotation of a GenBank genome assembly